AUGUUUCGUUUGAAAUGGUUCAACACUCCAUUGAUCGGCAAAACGGAAAAGUUGACAGUUAACGAUCAACCAGAAGGACCAAUAAUGGAUAUGCCGGAUCUGGUGAUGAGAAAGAUUAUGGAAAAUGUGGAUUUUAUCACGAUGCUGAAACUUCGAAAAGUGUGUCACGCAUUCCGAGACUUUAUUGAUGUCAUAAAACUGGAUAAUGAGUUGACAAAAGUAAAUAUCGAUGUGACACCGUCGGCGAUAUAUGCGUUUCUCGACUUUGCUUCAAAACCUAUGGAACCUGUAAAAUUGUGUUACAUUAGAUAUGGGAACAACUGUUUGUUCAAAAUCCAAGAAGGAAAAAUGGAAGAAGCUAAACUCAUAAAAAACCAAGAUCUUGUAGAUGCAUUUUUCAACAAUUUUGGUUUUGUUUUGAGAAACCGAUCAAAACCGUUGAAAUACAUGAAAGUCGAGGAAUGGCCAUAUGGUUGGUAUAGAAAUGAUCACUACGACAUAGUUGUUAUCAACAGCCACCGAGCUUCGUCUUCAAUUUAUGAAUGCUGCACUUCGACUGCAGAUCAAUUUCACGAUCGUUUUGAUUGCAUUUUGAAAUCAAGAAAAUCUCUCACCUUGGACAUGCGAAUCCUAAAAUAUGGUACUUCAAACUUCCGGGACUAG
Messenger RNA from Caenorhabditis remanei, 663 nucleotides. RefSeq lists its product as uncharacterized. The coding region runs from base 1 to 663 and encodes 220 amino acids. Lineage: Eukaryota; Metazoa; Nematoda; Chromadorea; Rhabditida; Rhabditidae. Gene Ontology annotation, molecular function: protein binding. Gene Ontology annotation, biological process: innate immune response. The transcript has 2 exons. The record is from RefSeq and is a predicted model, not a curated record.